Harpegnathos saltator (Jerdon's jumping ant) is the source of this 1386-nucleotide messenger RNA. RefSeq names its product palmitoyltransferase pfa3. Gene Ontology annotation, cellular component: endoplasmic reticulum; Golgi apparatus. The record is from RefSeq and is a predicted model, not a curated record. Bases 458 to 1318 code for a protein of 286 amino acids. The transcript has 2 exons. Gene Ontology annotation, molecular function: protein-cysteine S-palmitoyltransferase activity. Lineage: Eukaryota; Metazoa; Arthropoda; Insecta; Hymenoptera; Formicidae. Gene Ontology annotation, biological process: peptidyl-L-cysteine S-palmitoylation; protein targeting to membrane.
GAUGUAUAUUGUGCAGUCGUGUAUGUGUGUCACAUUUAGUGAGGUCACACUUAGCGAGCAUGCGAUUACAUUGAAUAGAAUGUAGGUGAAUUCAAAAAAAUUAAAGUAUGACAUCCAUUUAAUUGGAUACUACAAGUAAUUACGUCCAUUUCGAAGAUUAUUGCAACCUGUUAAGUUACAUAAAAUUGAUGAAAUAUGUAAAAAUAAAUCGUUAAGGUUAUGAUUGCGAUCAGUGAACAGUCUUUUGAAAAACGAGAUCAGGAUGACAUUAAAAAUGUUCGAUAAAAGUUGCUUUUAUACAAAAGUACAAAUAUAUCAGAAAGGAUAAAAGAUAUUUAAUAUGAAUAACAAAUGGAAAUUAUAAUACAUAAAAAUUGAAUUUACAUAUUAUAUAUAUUACAAUCAAAUGUAUAUGUCUUGCAUAUGCAAAAAGCUUUAUAUUUAUUUAUUGUAAAGCAUGUCUCAGACUCAACAUAUCAGGACUUGCAUAAAGACUGUUAAAAAACUGUGUCCUUUAGUGACAUUAGUAUGCACUGUGUUUGUUAUUGUUAUUACAAUUUAUAUCAACCAGAAGAUCUCUCCUAUGUUCAUCUUCCUCUGUAUGCAAGUAUAUCUGAACUGGUAUUCUGUAUACAGUAUCAGCUACAAAUCUAAUCCAAUGAAGGUCAAGGAAGUACGGAAUAAUUUGUGCGAUGUGACAACACAGAGCAAACUUGAGCUAAGUGUGACACAAUUAACAGCUCAUAACACAGCUUACAAAUUUUGGCAUUGUGAACGCUGUGAGAGUUACAUGUGCAAGCCGACGCAGCAUUGUAUCUUUUGUCGUAAAUGUUUUCACUUCAAAGAUCAUCACUGCUUCUUUUUAGGUGCUUGCGUGCUGCGUCAGAACAUGGGGAAUUUCAUAUUAUUCUGCUUUUAUACCUCAUUGACAUGUCUAUACUCCCUGUGUGUUAUCGCACCAUAUAUGUAUGAGAACAUUAAUCAUAUAGUGAAAAGUGACGCAGAUUACUUCAAUAUAUUUCUGAACUUCUGCUUUCCCAUUGCACUGGCUCGAUUGCUGCACUCUCGAGAUGGUUCUAGUAUAUUGCUCGUCACUAUUUUCGACAUGCUAAUUACAAUCUUAUGUAUCUGUUUGGUAUAUGGCAUUUGGAAGUUACAUAGUUGUUUGACUGGCAAACAACGUUAUGCAAAUAUAACGGGAAAGCAAAAUUUAAGAGAGAUUUUCGGAAGCUAUGGUCUCUCGAAUAUUAUUUUCCCAUACAAUGGUCUUAUAGGUACGAGAGAUAUUAAUGGUAAAUAUGAAUUGAAGGAAGUGUAAAACGACAUUCUAGUCAAUAAUAAUGAAUAAACGAAGAUUGUAUUCAAUACAUAUACGCUCCUUAAAUA